AUGCGACUAGAAUUGUUCAACACCAACAACAUCAUCAACUUGUAUCAUAAAGAAGAAAAAGAAGAAGUGAUCAACCAGCUUUUUCUUCCACGGAUUUCACUUGCCAUUAGUGGGUUGAUGAAUAAAACUGAGAAAACAACAAUAACAACAAUUCUGAUGCCGUCGCUUAAAGUCAUAAAGUGCGUGGUACCCACCAAUGCUCAAGUUGAAUAUUUUAUGAUUCAUAACAUACUUCAAAUAAUGUAUUUUUAA
Molecule: messenger RNA, 252 nt
Organism: Clunio marinus
Lineage: Eukaryota; Metazoa; Arthropoda; Insecta; Diptera; Chironomidae
Source: the annotation of a GenBank genome assembly